This is a messenger RNA of Leptinotarsa decemlineata (Colorado potato beetle), 1094 nucleotides long. RefSeq lists its product as uncharacterized. The record is from RefSeq and is a predicted model, not a curated record. Lineage: Eukaryota; Metazoa; Arthropoda; Insecta; Coleoptera; Chrysomelidae.
CCUUUGCUAUCACUUCUGUCACUAAAAUGUCAAAAAAAAUUUAAAACAUCCAGUUUCUCAAGAUAAAUUCCAGUGAACAUGAGCUCCCAAGAGGAAAAAUUAACGGACCCCAUCGAAUCAAACACAAUCAAUAGGCAGUUAUUGAAAAACCAAUCUUUCCUUUACACCGAAAACCAAAAACUGCAAAACGAUGUUCAAAGCCUCUCGAAGCAAUUGGAGAAUCUCAGAAACUCAACAAUUCAACCUGAGGUGUUUGAAGCACUUAGGAAAGAAAAGGACCAUCUUCUGGCUUUGAACGAAACACUGAGGAAGAAGAUAAAGACUAGAAGAGGUACGUCAAUUCUCACAACACCCUCUGACUUACAGAAAGAACAUAAGGAGAAAAUCGAAAUCAUAAAAACAGUUCAAGAAAUAGACAGGCUGUUGGAGAAGAUCAGGGACUCUGAGAAAUUCGAAAUGAGACCGUGUGAGAACAACGCAGCUCUAGUGAUAGAAUCCCUCACCAAGAAGCUGGAGGAAGAACAGCGAAAAUGCGAAGAAGCUAAUGAAGCUUUACGAAAACUGAGGGUAGACGACGAAAAGUACAUACUUCGAGAGAAAAUAACGGAUAUGAAGCAGCUGAUAAGCGAUUUAGAGGUGGAGAACACCAAGUUAAAAUUCGAAAACGAACAGCUUGCCGAAGAUGUUGAUGACUAUAAAAAACAGCUCAACGAAGCUACAGAAGAAGCCAAAACGGUCACCAAGAAGUUCUGCCAGCUGGAAGACGAGAAAGACAAACUGAAGGUUGUAAUUUCCGAACUGGAAAAUGAAAAGAUCAAGUUGAAGAAGGAAAUGAUUGAGGAGAUGAACGAAGCCAAUAGAGCCAAGAGGGUUUCCGUAGACACAGAAAUCGCUCUGCAUCAUAUUUCGGAAGCAUACGAGAACAAGAGGAAAGAAGUACAGGCUAUCUCUGCACAGUUGGAAGAAGCCGAGAAGAUAAUAAGGAGUUUUAAGGAACAGUUCGCUCCACAGUAUUGAAUAAUAGUUUCCAUUUACCGAAUUUUCAAUAAUAAGUCUGUUACCAUUAAGAUGGAAAUAAAGCUCGAUCAUUCAUA